GUGCCCUUCAGGUCGUAGAUAUGGCGGCUUCCGGAGGCAGCGGAGGGAAAGCGACAGAGCUGCUGAGAUGUUUGCCGCGGGUUACUCUUGCCAACCUGAGACCGAACCCUGGCGCCAGGCACAGAGAAAAAAGACGAGGCCGCGGUAUCCACGGUGGUAGAAAAAGUGGCCGAGGGCACAAAGGAGAGACCCAGAGAGGAAAUCAGCCACGUUUAGGCUUUGAAGGUGGCCAAACUCCUUUUUAUCUAGUUAUACCUAAAUAUGGCUACAAUGAAGGACAUAGCUUCCGGCGACAAUACCAGCCUCUUAGCCUCAAUCGUCUCCAGUACCUCAUUGAUCUGGGUCGAAUAGACCCCACUCAACCCAUUGACUUAACACAGCUUGUCAACGCCAGGGGAGUUACAAUACAGCCACUCAAAAGGGAUUAUGGUGUACAACUUGUUGAAGAGGGUGCGGACAUAUUUGCAGCUAAAGUUAACAUUGAAGUCCAGUGGGCCUCACAGCUGGCCAUCGCAGCAAUAGAGAAAAAUGGCGGUGUGAUAACAACUGGUUUCUAUGAUCCACGCAGUCUUGAUGUUUUAUGCAAACCAGUCCCUUUUUUUAUGCGUGGCCAACCUAUCCCAAAACGUAUGCUCCCCCCUGAGGAUCUAGUAAAGUAUUACACCGAUGCUGAAAACCGUGGAUAUCUGGCUGAUCCAAGAAACGUAUUGGAAGCUAGAAAGCAGUUGGCAAGGAAAUAUGGGUAUGUUCUACCAGACAUUACCAAAGAUGAACUGUACCAGAUGCUGAGUACCCGCAAGGAUCCCCGACAGAUAUUUUUUGGGCUUGCCCCUGGCUGGAUAGUGAACAUGCCUGAAAAGAAGAUCCUAAAGCCGACAGAUGAGCGAUUACUUUCAUAUUAUAGCUCAUGAUCAAUGGCACUAAACAUUUAGUAAUAGGUUUGCUCAAAAGAUGACAGUUCUUGCAUGUAAUAGUCUUGUUUCUGCAGGAUCUAUAAAAAGCAUUUGUCAUUCCAUACUUUUGUGAUUAAAAUAAACAUUAUACGUAUGACAUA
Molecule: messenger RNA, 1054 nt
Organism: Xenopus laevis (African clawed frog)
Lineage: Eukaryota; Metazoa; Chordata; Amphibia; Anura; Pipidae
Gene: mrpl15.L
Product: mitochondrial ribosomal protein L15 L homeolog
Biological process (GO): translation
Cellular component (GO): mitochondrion; large ribosomal subunit; mitochondrial large ribosomal subunit
Molecular function (GO): structural constituent of ribosome
Source: RefSeq, marked provisional